Aspergillus costaricaensis CBS 115574 is the source of this 846-nucleotide messenger RNA. RefSeq names its product single-stranded DNA-binding protein. Gene Ontology annotation, biological process: mitochondrial DNA replication; positive regulation of helicase activity. Gene Ontology annotation, molecular function: single-stranded DNA binding. NCBI's taxonomy places the organism in Eukaryota, Fungi, Ascomycota, Eurotiomycetes, Eurotiales, Aspergillaceae. The record is from RefSeq and is a predicted model, not a curated record. The transcript has 3 exons. Bases 77 to 535 code for a protein of 152 amino acids. Gene Ontology annotation, cellular component: mitochondrial nucleoid.
AGCAUUCCUGUCACUGUGCAUCUCCUGCCUUUAUUUUUUCUUUUCUAGAACCCAAACCUUCUCCCACUAUUCCAACAUGUCGGCCAUUGCCUCUGCGCUGCGCCCUACCCUCCGCGCCUCCUCCGGCGCCGCCCUGUCCACGCGUUCCUUCAGCUCUUCCUCGUCGCGUUCCAUUGCUCGUAUCAUGAUCACGGGUCGUCUGGCUGGCCAACCCGAGGUGCAGGCCACCGCUUCUGGCCAGGAAGUUAUCAGAUACACCGUGGCCUCUAACCAGAACUCGAGGGAUAAGCGCCCGCCGAGCUUCUUCAAGGUGUCGGCCUUCAGUGAGGGAAACCAGCGCGAUUUCAUCACCAACUUGCAGACGGGAACUCUCGUGUUUGUCGAGGGCGACGCAACCAUGCGCCAGUGGGAGAACGCAGAGGGCAAGAAGCAGACGGCCCUGAACAUCACGCAGCGCGCCCUCGAGGUUCUCAAGCGUCCGUACAACCCCGAAGCUUUCUCUGAGGAGCAGCAGCACCAGCAGCAGGAGGAGUAAACGGGAACAAAUCAUUGAUCGGAUAAUACUGUAAGAGUUGGUUGGCAAUUCUCAAAUAAUACCGGGCGGCAGGAUGAUGCAGCUGUCUUGAAGUCAGACAUCACCCUAUUCCUUUGCUGGCCUCAAGGUGUUCGAUGCAGACUUCUUCUCAAUUGUCGGUGAAAUCGGGCACCAUGGGCCACCCUGCCUGCCAUCAGAAACUCUUUUCAUUUGGGUUCUUCCAAAGUUUCCUUGGCCAUAUGUAUCAUGUCUAGCAGUCUUCUCAUGUAAAGUAUCCUUUUUCUUUAAUUUUCUUCCUCAUAUGAUAUGCU